AUGCCAACGAGGCAUGACGAUGGUUUUGUCGAAGCAGUAACGCCUGCGUUGGAGGCUUUACUAUCGGAUUUACAACAUACAACUGAAGUGUUGAAACGUGCUAAUCAAAGUAAUCACUAUGCAGACACCAAUGAUAUUGAUCCGAUUUAUCAAGAACAGACUAUUAGAACGACCAGUUCUCAGCAUGGUUUGGACAACUUGGAACAAAUGUUGGACGAUUAUUCGGAGAGGAGACGAAAUUCUGGAGCAAGCCCGUUUGAACGACCAACAGUUCACAGUUUAUUCAAUGAAUUGGAGCAAGAUGGGCCAAGAAGAAUAAUCAACAAUCCUCCUCCACCGUUGGAACAACGGGCAUACACGAACGGCACUGCGACAGAUCAAGAAUUUCGUAAAUCUCCGUCUCGCGGUCCAUCACAGCUAGACUCAAUGCUGGGUACGCUUCAAAACGAUAUGUCCAAGCAUGGAAUUAGCACAAUUCCAAAGGGAGAUUGUGCAUCGUGUGGAAAGCCUAUUGUCGGACAGGUUGUGAUAGCAUUAGGUAAGAUGUGGCAUCCCGAGCAUUACGUAUGCUGUCAGUGUGGAGAAGAGUUGGGUCAUCGGAAUUUCUUCGAGCGUGGUGGUAAAGCGUACUGUGAGAACGAUUACCACGACAUAUUCUCACCGCGUUGUGCCUAUUGUAACGGACCGAUCAAAGAUCGUUGUGUAACAGCCCUUGGUAAAACUUUCCAUGCUGAGCAUUUCGUUUGUGCAGAAUGUGGACGAGAAUUUGGUGACGAAGGUUUUCAUGAAAAGGACGGUCGUGCGUACUGCAAAGCGGAUUUCUUCAGAAUGUUUGCGCCUCGAUGUAACGGUUGUAAGAAUCCGAUUAAGAUGAAUUUCAUAACAGCGUUGGGAACGCAUUGGCAUCCGGAAUGUUUUGUUUGCCAGGAAUGUCAUCUGCCAUUCGAGAGUGGUUCAUUCUAUGAGCAUUUCGGUAUGCCAUUGUGUGAGACACACUUCCAUGAGAAACGCGGUAGUUUGUGUGCAUCGUGCAAUAAACCGAUCAGUGGACGUUGCGUGUCGGCGAUGGGACACAAAUUUCAUCCAGAACAUUUCUGUUGUUCGUACUGCCGUAAACAACUCAAUAAAGGAACGUUCAAAGAGGUCGACCGUAAACCGUAUUGUCAUAAAUGCUAUCAAACAACACAUGCUUGA
This is a messenger RNA of Anisakis simplex (herring worm), 1194 nucleotides long. The record is from the annotation of a GenBank genome assembly. Lineage: Eukaryota; Metazoa; Nematoda; Chromadorea; Rhabditida; Anisakidae.